ACGCGCGGCCGCGCUGUCCGCCUGUCAAUAAAGCUUGAACAAGCGCCGCGCCGGGGCUGCCGUUUUGGGGUUUUUUUUUUGGUUUUUUUUCUUUUUUUUAAUUGUGUGGGAUUUUUUUCAUUUUUCUUUUUUUUUUUUUUUUUCCCCCCCUCCUCCUUUUUUUUUUUCUUUGAAGGAACUUUAUUGUCCCCGCGCGCACGGGGAUGCGCUGAGGCCGCUCCGCCCUGCCCGGCCUCGGCAUGUCGGGCAGCCGCCCGCCGCACCCCGCUGUGCCGCCCGCCGCCACACCGGCCUCCUCCUCCUCCUCUUCCUCAUCAUCCUCCUCCUCCUCCUCCUCUUCGGCGGCCAUGGCGCCCGGCUCGUCCUCCUCGGGCGGCGCAGCGGCGCGGCCCGUGCUGGUGGCGGCCGCCGUGUCGGGGUCGGGCGCGGGGCUGGCCCGCCUGGCGGCGGGGGCGGCUCGGCCCGGCGGCUCCUCCGCGGCGCCGGGGGGCGGCGGCAGGAAGAGGCCGCUGCUUACCCCGCUCUGCAACGGGCUCAUCAAUUCUUACGAGGACAAGAGCAACGACUUCGUGUGCCCCAUCUGUUUUGAUAUGAUUGAGGAAGCCUACAUGACGAAAUGUGGACACAGCUUCUGCUAUAAAUGUAUUCACCAGAGCCUGGAGGACAAUAACAGAUGCCCCAAAUGCAACUAUGUUGUGGACAACAUAGAUCAUCUUUAUCCCAACUUCUUAGUUAAUGAAUUAAUUCUUAAACAGAAGCAAAGAUCUGAGGAGAAAAGACUCAAACUGGACCAUUCAGUGAGUAGCACCAAUGGCCACAGGUGGCAGAUAAUUCAAGAUUUGUUGGGAACUGAUCAAGACAAUCUUGACUUAGCCAAUGUCAACCUGAUGCUGGAGCUGCUGGUGCAGAAGAAGAAGCAGUUGGAAGCAGAGUCCCAUGCUGCCCAAUUGCAGAUCCUUAUGGAAUUUCUUAAAGUUGCCAGGAGAAACAAACGAGAGCAAUUGGAGCAGAUCCAGAAGGAGCUAAGUGUUCUGGAAGAAGAUAUUAAACGAGUAGAGGAGAUGAGCGGCCUGUACUCCCCAGUCAGUGAGGACAGCACGGUGCCACAGUUCGAGGCUCCCUCACCUUCACACAGUAGUAUUAUUGACUCCACCGAGUAUAGCCAGCCUCCAGGCUUCAGUGGCAGUUCUCAGACCAAAAAGCAGCCGUGGUAUAACAGCACGCUGGCCUCGCGACGCAAGCGCCUCACGGCUCACUUUGAGGACCUGGAGCAGUGCUAUUUCUCCACCAGGAUGACUCGUGUCUCGGAUGACAGCAGAACCACCAGCCAGCUGGAUGAGUUCCAGGAGUGUCUGUCCAAGUUCACGCGCUACAAUUCUGUGCGGCCCCUGGCCACGCUGUCCUACGCCAGUGACCUCUACAAUGGCUCCAGCAUAGUAUCCAGUAUUGAGUUCGACCGAGACUGUGACUACUUUGCCAUUGCUGGAGUGACAAAGAAGAUUAAAGUCUAUGAGUAUGGUACAGUCAUUCAGGACGCGGUGGAUAUUCACUACCCUGAGAAUGAAAUGACCUGUAAUUCCAAAAUCAGCUGUAUCAGCUGGAGUAGUUACCACAAGAACCUGCUAGCCAGCAGUGACUAUGAAGGCACCGUCAUCCUUUGGGAUGGAUUCACAGGACAAAGAUCCAAGGUCUACCAGGAGCAUGAGAAAAGGUGCUGGAGCGUUGACUUUAACUUGAUGGACCCUAAGCUAUUGGCUUCAGGCUCUGAUGAUGCCAAAGUGAAACUCUGGUCUACCAACUUGGACAACUCAGUCGCGAGCAUCGAGGCCAAGGCUAACGUGUGUUGUGUCAAAUUCAGCCCAUCUUCUAGGUAUCACCUAGCUUUUGGCUGUGCAGAUCACUGUGUUCACUACUACGACCUUCGCAACACUAAGCAGCCCAUCAUGGUGUUCAAAGGGCAUCGCAAGGCAGUCUCCUACGCAAAAUUUGUGAGCGGGGAAGAAAUCGUCUCUGCGUCAACAGACAGUCAGCUGAAGCUGUGGAACGUAGGGAAGCCUCACUGCUUGCGCUCCUUCAAGGGUCACAUCAACGAGAAGAACUUCGUAGGGCUGGCGUCCAACGGAGACUACAUUGCCUGUGGAAGUGAAAAUAAUUCCCUUUACUUAUACUAUAAGGGCCUCUCAAAGACACUGCUGACGUUCAAGUUUGACACAGUCAAAAGUGUCCUGGACAAGGACCGGAAAGAAGAUGACACAAAUGAGUUUGUGAGCGCUGUGUGCUGGAGGGCACUUCCAGAUGGGGAGUCCAACGUGCUUAUUGCUGCUAACAGUCAGGGUACAAUUAAGGUACUGGAGCUGGUAUGAAGGGUUUUCUCUCAAGGCAUGAGGUACUUGGUCCUGCUGAUAUGCUACAGUAUUCAUCUGGGAACCACAGUGGGACAAGAAACCAAAACCACCUUGAUGUUCCUCCCCAAAACGAUCAUGUUUGGGUUUUUUUCCAUUUAUGGACUUUCUAGGACAUUUUGAGAUACUGGUAACACCAGUGAACUGUGCCAUCAACAUUAACUCCACAGACUUUGCUGGUGGUGGUGGUGGUAUGGUUGUCUAAUUUUUAUGAUAGGAAAACAAAUUCUUUUAAAUAAAAACAAAAAGGAGUAAUAAAAUUUAUUGAGCCACAAGCUGAAGCUGGAAGAUUGUCUUGUUGCAUAAGGGAACGGAUUUACUUGUGAAGGGAGCUUACGGGAGCACACAGGGCUGUCCUCAGUUGCACAUCUCCAGUUACGUUCAUCUGGACUCUUCUUCAUCCUCACUGGAAAAAGAAAGUCUCUAAGCCUUACUUGGACACGCAAGCAAUUCACUUUGAAAUCCCAUCAUGGUAUGGUUCUGUUGUUCCUUUGAUUUAUUAAUUAUUUUUUAGAUGCAUUAUAUGUUGAGAAAUGUCACCGAGGUUGACACCGUUGGAGACCGAAGUCCUCUAGUCAUCAAGAAGAGAAGGACACCUUCCCCUUCCUCCUCUCCUUAGACCCCUUCCUUGCCCCAAAGGGGCAGUUCUGAAGGAGAGGAUUAAGUUUCAUGUGGGCCACCUGCCAGCAGCAAGAUGCUGAGAUGAGGGGGCCUGCAGUUCCUGGGACCUGGACUGACCUUGCCAAGACAUCGUGGGAUCAAGAUCUGCCUCCCACUGGCCUGGCUGUGUCUGGCUAUCUCAGCUACAGGAGGAAGCUUCUAGAUCCAGUUACCAAAGCCCUGCACCACUCAAUCACCUGUGUGGUCUGGUUGUGUUUGCCCCUCUCUGCACACCGUGGAAGCCAAGCAUUUUGAAUGUUGUAAUAAGAGAGGGGACACAGUUGGUUUGUAACGUGUUUUCAGAGCCAUGAUAUAAGUAGCCUUAUUUUUAAUGGUCAUGCAUACACUUAAUUGUACAUAUGGAGGGGGAAUAAACCAUGAAGCUGGGA
Molecule: messenger RNA, 3451 nt
Organism: Corvus hawaiiensis (hawaiian crow)
Lineage: Eukaryota; Metazoa; Chordata; Aves; Passeriformes; Corvidae
Gene: COP1
Product: COP1 E3 ubiquitin ligase
Exons: 20
Coding region: 240-2363 (707 amino acids)
Biological process (GO): proteasome-mediated ubiquitin-dependent protein catabolic process
Molecular function (GO): protein binding; ubiquitin protein ligase activity
Source: RefSeq, a predicted model, not a curated record